AUGGCUGCGAUUCACCAGACACCGCCAAAUCAACGAGAUAGAUUCUCAUCGACGAGUCGCCGCCGCUCGUGUACGCGAUCAGCCCCACGGAGCGCUACCAGUCGACUCCAAGUACACCUGCUCCUCGCUACCCUUUUCUUACCCGCCUUGGCGCUCGCGGCUCGCCCCCAGUUUCCGACAGAAGGAACGCGCGACUCUAAGGACAGCGUCGUCAUUGCGAGGUAUCAAGCGGGGCUGUCGAAGCUGUGUCUCGGAGCCAGUCGCGACAGGGCACGGGCGGUUAUUUCAAACGCCGAUUAUGCCGGCAGCGACGCCAACGUGGCGCUCGCCUAUUCGCAGCCCACGAACGCCACCUUCAUGUACAUCGGCGGCGCGAGAAUUAAAGGACCUCGCCGCUGCGUCCCACCGGGUCUAUUGGGUGUAUACUCCUACUACCCCUCUACAAACAAAUUCGUGAAGGGCGAUCUGCGCAGCCUACCCGAGCGUGUAGUGGACUCGUCGUAUGUGGUCUCCCUGACAGUGCCAUCCGCGUUACAAGUCGCCCCGCAAGUGACUUUGGACGUGUCGAACAUGUAUCCUACGGCUCUCGAGGUUGACGCUGCAGGAACAGUAUCAGCCCCUCCCAUGACGCAGACCAAUUUCACGGUCUCAGGUGCAGAUCUCUCCCCUCCGGCCGACCCAUAUGGAAUGGUUUCUUCAUACCUUGAGCAAUACGGCGCCAAAGCUGACCCUAACGACCUCUCGGGGGCAAUUCUCGUUACUUAUGACCCGUAUAUCGAGGCGCACGUUACGCCCUGUUAG
Closterium sp. NIES-65 is the source of this 801-nucleotide messenger RNA. NCBI's taxonomy places the organism in Eukaryota, Viridiplantae, Streptophyta, Zygnematophyceae, Desmidiales, Closteriaceae. The record is from the annotation of a GenBank genome assembly.